UUUUGAAAAUUCAUACAUGAACUUAUAGCGGUACAUAAAUAACAUGACGAGUUUAGGGCUAAAUGAAGUAAAAAAAUCUAAACCUUUCUUUGUUGAACCCGACACAAAUAAUUUCGAUCUUUGUUCAAAUUUCACUUCUUCUUUGGGUUGAAACUUGAAACAACUAUUUUAAAAAGUUUAACAUAUAUAAAUGAGAUUUACAUAUAUGAAACUCGUGGGACUCCAUUGAUUCUUUCUCCUCCGAGCAGAAGAAAUCACAGGGUUUCAGUUCAAUCGUCCUCCAGAUCGAGCAAGAUGUAUUCCAAAUUGACUGAGAGUGAAUCUGGGAAAGGUACGUCCAGCAAAAGGCUUUCUUCCAAUACCAAAAUGGAGGAGUAUAACAUGGCUAUGAAGAUGAUGAUGAGGAACCCAUAUGAGUAUCACCAUGAUCUGGGUAUGAACUAUACAUUGAUAACUGAAAAUCUCAUUGUUGGUUCUCAACCUCAGAAAGUCGAAGACAUAGACCAUUUGAGGGAGGAACAGAACGUGGGGUAUAUCCUAAACUUGCAGCAGGACACAGAUAUUCAAUAUUGGGGGAUACAUCUCCCUUCUAUCGUACAAAGAUGCCAAGAACUUGGAAUUCGUCACAUGAGGAGUCCGGCGAAAGAUUUUGAUCCAGAUUCCUUAAGGAACAUAUUACCUAGAGCAGUUUCAUUAUUGGAAUGCGCCAUUUCUGAAGAGAUGGGAAGAGUUUAUGUGCAUUGCACGGCCGGAUUGGGGAGGGCUCCUGCUGUUGCAAUUGCUUACAUGUUCUGGUUUUGCGACAUGGAUCUAAAUAGAGCAUACAACACACUCACUUCAAAGAGGCCAUGUGGGCCAAACAAAAGGGCGAUACGUGGGGCCACGUACGAUUUGGCUAAGAACGAUCCCUGGAAAGAACCAUUUGAGAAUCUUCCGGACAAUGCCUUUGAUGGCAUAGCGGAUUGGGAAAGGACACUGAUUCAAGAUCGUGUCCGUGCUCUGCGAUAUUCUUGAGGAAAAAAAAGAUGUAUAUGUACAGUUUUUUUUACCUUAAAGGCUAAGCUCAUUUAGAGUGUUGUUCAUGUGGAUUUGUUUACAGUGUAAUAAGGUGUGUACUCUACUUCUGUCAAGCUAUAGAGACUAUGGUGCUUUGCCAAUUUCUGUUUUGGGUCAACUGUGUGGCCAAACAUGUAUGGAGAGCAUGAACUGUGAUGUAAAUAAAUGUCAUACAUAUUC
Cuscuta campestris is the source of this 1236-nucleotide messenger RNA. NCBI's taxonomy places the organism in Eukaryota, Viridiplantae, Streptophyta, Magnoliopsida, Solanales, Convolvulaceae. The record is from the annotation of a GenBank genome assembly.